Molecule: messenger RNA, 468 nt
Organism: Macroventuria anomochaeta
Lineage: Eukaryota; Fungi; Ascomycota; Dothideomycetes; Pleosporales; Didymellaceae
Product: ribosomal protein S13
Exons: 4
Coding region: 1-468 (155 amino acids)
Biological process (GO): translation
Cellular component (GO): cytosol; small ribosomal subunit; ribosome
Molecular function (GO): RNA binding; structural constituent of ribosome
Source: RefSeq, a predicted model, not a curated record
AUGUCGCUCGUCUCCGGAGAGAAGUCUAACUUCCAGUACAUCAUCCGUUUGUUGAACACAAACGUCGAUGGAAAGCAGAAGGUCAUGUACGCCUUGACCAAGAUCAAGGGUGUCGGUCGCCGCUACUCCAACUUGGUCUGCAAGAAGGCCGAUGUUGAUCUGAGCAAGCGCGCCGGUGACCUCACCUCUGAGGAGCUUGAGCGCAUUGUCACCAUCAUCCAGAACCCUCUGCAGUACAAGAUCCCGACCUGGUUCCUCAACAGGCAGCGCGACAUUGUCGACGGCAAGGACACUCAGGUCCUCGCCAACGGUGUCGACUCCAAGCUCCGUGACGACCUCGAGCGCCUCAAGAAGAUCCGUGCUCACCGUGGUCUCCGUCACUACUGGGGCCUCCGCGUCCGUGGUCAGCACUCCAAGACCACUGGUCGCCGCGGCCGAACCGUUGGUGUCUCCAAGAAGAAGGGCUAA